Molecule: messenger RNA, 2002 nt
Organism: Rhincodon typus (whale shark)
Lineage: Eukaryota; Metazoa; Chordata; Chondrichthyes; Orectolobiformes; Rhincodontidae
Gene: nr2c2
Product: nuclear receptor subfamily 2, group C, member 2
Exons: 15
Coding region: 181-2001 (606 amino acids)
Biological process (GO): anatomical structure development; positive regulation of embryonic development; positive regulation of transcription by RNA polymerase II
Molecular function (GO): nuclear receptor activity; RNA polymerase II cis-regulatory region sequence-specific DNA binding; zinc ion binding
Source: RefSeq, a predicted model, not a curated record
CGCUAAUACGCGCAUCAGAGGGAAAAAAACCGCCAAGGUCAUGAACUCUGACCUCUGAAGGAAAGAAAUUGGCACUAAAAGCAACGAAAUAAGGGGUUUUCUGCAGGCCACACGAGCUCGUGUCCAUGUCCCUAGAGCACUAGUGCAGUGUUUCAGGUCACACUGCCAGGAUCACCGGUGAUGACUCAGAAAAUCCAGAUAAUUUCCACAGACUCUCCUGUUUCUUCCCCUCAAAGGAUUCAGAUUGUGACUGAUGAACAAACAGGUCAGAAGAUACAAAUCGUAACGGCUUUAGAUACAGCUGUAGCCUCCAAACAGUUUAUUUUGGCCAGUCCAGAAGGUAGAGGUGAGGCAAAAGUGAUACUGGAAGAAGGAGACAGCCCAGUCCAAGGCAAACUUGUUCUGACAACACCGGAAAGCUCCAGUUCAAAGCAGCUAAUCCUUACCACUACAGAUGGUACUGUACCUCAAAGAUUUCAGAUUGUGACAGAUGCAGCUGCAGUAGAACAUUUGUUACUAAAAACAGAAGUACAACGGUCACAGCCAGUCGAGAACUGUGUUGUGUGUGGAGACAAAGCAUCAGGGCGUCACUAUGGUGCUGUCAGCUGCGAGGGUUGUAAAGGGUUCUUCAAACGAAGCGUAAGGAAAAAUCUGACAUAUAGCUGCCGUAGCGGUCAAGAUUGUAUCAUCAACAAGCAUCAUCGUAACCGCUGUCAGUUCUGCAGGCUUCGGAAAUGUUUGGAGAUGGGAAUGAAAAUGGAAUCUGUUCAAUGUGAGAGAAAACCAGUUGAGGCACAACGAGAGAAACCAGCAAACUGUGCAGCUUCCACAGAAAAAAUCUACAUCAGGAAAGAUCUGAGGAGCCCACUCACAGCCAUGCCAACGUUCAUCACAGGCAAAGAAAGUGUAAGCCCGACAACUCUGUUUGAAUCAGGAACUUUGGUGAAUAUUCAGCAACCGUUAAUACAGACAGACACUGCUGGUGUUCUAAUGGCUGUGGACUCAAAGGCUGAAGCAAGCCAAGGUGAUUUGGGUACACUGGCUAAUGUCGUCACCUCACUAACAAACAUCAGCAAGGCACUUCAUAAUGGAGACAUCAAUAUAACGGAACUGCAGCAAGAGGACCAGUCUACCAAUGAGAUUACACGGGCAUUUGACACUUUGGCGAAAGCACUGAGCCCUACGGAUGGGAGCACUGUGCCUGGUCUGAUGGAAGGUUUGGAAGCUAUAGGAGAAACUAAUAUCCAGCUGAUGAGCAGAGACCAAUCGAUGCCCAUAAUAGAAGUGGAAGGACCCUUACUGACAGACACCCAUGUGAUCUUCAAGCUGACCAUGCCCACCCCGAUGCCUGAGUACUUGAAUAUCCAUUACAUCUGUGAAUCUGCCUCCAGACUUCUCUUCCUGUCCAUGCACUGGGCCAGAUCCAUCCCAGCAUUCCAGGCUCUAGGUCAGGAUUGUAACACCAGCCUGGUGCGAGCCUGCUGGAAUGAGCUGUUCACUUUGGCCCUGGCACAGUGUUCUCAGGUCAUGAAUCUCUCUACUAUCCUCACUGCGAUUGUAAACCACCUGCAGAGUGGCCUGCAGCAAGACAAGCUUUCUGCAGACAGAGUGAAAGUGGUGAUGGAACACAUUUGGAAGCUGCAGGAGUUCUGUAACAACAUGUCCAGGCUGGGUAUCGAUAGGUUCGAGUACGCGUACCUAAAGGCUAUCGUUCUUUUCAGUCCUGAUCACCCAGGUCUCAAUAGUACCAGUCAAAUUGGAAAGUUUCAAGGCAAAGCACAAAUGGAACUGCAGGAUUAUGUUCAAAAAACAUAUCCUGAAGAUAGCUACAGAUUGGCUCGCAUUCUUCUCCGCCUGCCGGCUCUUCGAUUGAUGAAUUCCAGCAUCACGGAGGAACUCUUCUUCACUGGACUGAUUGGCAAUGUUCAGAUUGACAGUAUCAUUCCUUACAUCCUGCGAAUGGAAACUGCAGAAUACAACAGUCAAAUCAUUGGCACUUGAC